Caenorhabditis briggsae is the source of this 3786-nucleotide messenger RNA. RefSeq names its product Protein CBR-DPY-26 (gene Cbr-dpy-26). Lineage: Eukaryota; Metazoa; Nematoda; Chromadorea; Rhabditida; Rhabditidae. The record is from RefSeq and is a predicted model, not a curated record. The transcript is spliced from 11 exons. The coding region runs from base 1 to 3786 and encodes 1261 amino acids.
AUGGAUGUCUCUACCUUAAACAAUGUAACCGGUCGACGCAAAAGAAAUGCAGCAGUAGAAGGAGCUGCAGAUGAUUCGUUCGAAGGUGCGACACCGAUGAGGAAAGUCCGUGGUAAUAAGAAGAUCUCGGAGGAUGAUGUUGUGUCUAACGACGUGAUGAAAAAUGUUAACAGUUGUAUUGAAGUUGUAAAAAGAAAGAAAGGGCUGGGAAUGACUAACUGUUUCGAUUACAAGUCACCACUGGAAUUGUACGGAAUCGAACAAAUGAUCGAGGCAAAUGCGUCUAUUCAAGAUAUGUCAGUUGUUCUGGAUACUGCUCAACAAAUAAUCGGCUAUCGAGUAGACCGCCUCCAUCAAGAUGUCAGAGGCUUGGAUCAAAUGUUAUCUAGUGGAGAUCUCGCGCGUGGAGACGGAAAUGACGAAACUGUUCACUUGACGGUGGAAAGCAGAAGAGCCAAAAAGAAAAUGGCGGUGGCUGAUGGAGUGACUGGAAUGAACGCAUAUUUAAAGAAUAUGGGAGAUGAAGAAGCCAUGAAUAUCAUCGAGGGUGAGCCACAACAAAAUGAGGAGGAAGAGCCACCGCUUGGCGGUGAAGCAGUUGUCGAUGUAAAAGCCAAUUCUAAAGACGUUGACCUGUUCCUGGAGAAUGAGGAUGUGGAUGAAGUUAUCAACGCUUUAGUCACCAAUCGCACUGCUGAGUUUCGAGGCUUGAUCGGAGAAAAACACUCCACAUUUGUGACUUCCGAUGAAACCGCUUAUGACAUCAAGGAUGCAAGUAUUGACUGGCUGAGAACAAAUCCAGAGUUCCAGAAGGCAACGAAAGGGUCCCUAGACAACAAUACAAACUCGUUCCAUUCGCUCAACUACUAUGGAAUGCAUUCUGAGAACGGACGAACUCUCUUCCUUCAUUCUCGAGUCACUGACCCAAAUAAGUCUGAUCGAUAUUUCACCGGAGAUGUGUCUGUUGGGCUUGCAAAAAAUACUCGCGUUCUUUUGGAGAACUCAUUGGAGAAAAAGCCUCAUAUUCUGGACAACUACUUGAUGCUGGAGAUCAAAGAACGCCCUGUCAUUGGGACAUACAAAGAUAUGAACAAGGAUUCGAAAAAGGUCCUACCACUUGCGGAGGGUUCUCAUGACAGAGAUCUGACCAAUAUGACAUACAGCGAUGCAAAUAAUCGUGCAGCCAAUUUGAAUGCAACAGUUGUAGGGGCAUCGGAUAUGUCGAUGCUCCCAGGACACCAAGGGUUACCCCUUGCUAGUGGCGAAGACAACGGAUCGAUCGAUCCAGCCAAUCAAACACUUUCUGCAGUUAACCCACUCACGUCUUCUAAUGAUGACUACGUCCCACCAACCAUGAAGCAGCUUGAACUCGAAGAAUCGCUGAUUGGUAAACUCCCGCAUGAUCCAAUGGAAAUGGAUAAGCUUGUGCAAAUCUUUGAAGAAAAAAUUGAAAGUGCAAAAUCGUCUGAUGCGGUUGAUUCAAAAGUCUGGAAAAAUGGUCUACGUGCCGAGGAAUGGGGAGAUGAUGAUGAAGCAGUGAUGAAAAGCGAUACGCGUAGUGCAGUUCAGUCCGGAAUGGAUGGGUGGAUUAAAGCUACCGACGCUUGGACAAACUAUGACGUCGUUAAGAUGAUUGUCAAUCGGGAUGCGCGUAUGCAACUCGACGAAACAGCGAUCGAUGAGCAAGAUUCACACAGAAACCUAGCUCCAGACAUCGGAAAAAGUUACUUUUUAGUCAGAUCAGAAGAAUACACAAACGGUUAUCCGGCAGAUCGGACUGCAGACAAGGAACAACCGGGAGAUAAGGCGGACGUCAUGAAAAUGUGGUCAGGAGAGGAAGACAUUGAUGAUAUACCAUUGGAACAGAUUCAAAAGAAGAUUAGGGAGCAAGAUAAAGACGUAGACGAUGACUUGGAACCUAUCGAAGAUGCUGACUUCGAUGCUGGUGGUGUAGACUUCAACGCUGACUUCGAUGCCGGACUUGCUCAUGCCGAUUUUGAUGAUAUCGUCGCUCCUGUGAUCAAAACCGCAGCCAGUGAUGAUGUUGCUGAUAUAAUCUUCAAUGAUCAGAUGGAGGAAGUAGAAGCUGAAGUUAGAAACGAACGCGACAUUCAAAAAGGCUACGAAAGAAUUGCUCUUGGAAACGAUGAAGUCGCGGAGUUAAUGACAUCUGCUCCACCAGAGCAAAUGGUGGGACCAACGGCGGAAAUGCGAGAUGAAAUAAGAAAUAUUGGAAGAAACGACAAUGCCCACUGGACCGCACCCGAAAUCGCCGAUCAGGAAAAAUUCAAUGCAGUCGCAGCACAGCGCAAGCGUCGUGAGAAGAAGUCAAAGAGUCGUAAAGCCACUGUUGAAGAUUUCGUUCAUUACUUCCGCGACAUCCCAAUUGAUGAACUCGAACGAGAGAUGACAGCUGUAAAAUGCAUCAAAAUUGCUGAUGAAAAAUCAACGUUCUUGACAGAACAACAGUUAUAUCUACCAACACUUGGUCUCGAAAACAAACCUCAUGUUGCCUUUGAAAUGGGUCUUCUCGGAAACAAUGGUCUUUUCUACAAGAAAUCAUACGGCAAGAUUAAACUUGAGAGAAUAAAGCAGUACAAGAAUGAACAAGACAUUUAUAUUGAUGAAACGAAAGGAAAUAAAGACUCGGACUGUCUCAAUUGGCUGGCCACUUUCAGCGGAUUCAAAUGCAUGGAAAACCCAGAGGCUGUUUCUGAUGAGAGUUUCGGUGGAGAUAAUGAAGCGCAGGUUGUUCAACCGUACGAUAAUGAUGUCGAUGAUCUGUUUGAAUACGACAGAUAUGAUCCUCGUCAUGACCAAGAACUCGCAGCUGCUCAAAUGGGCCCUGAGAUGCAGAAGAAGUUUGCUCUGACAACCAAUCAGAUCAGCAAAAUGAUGUUUUUGAGAGAUAUAUUGAAUGAACGAGAGGACGACGAUACGGUCGAUGAAUUCGACGAUUCUUUCGAUCGACAAACUAUUCAAGCCAAAAAUCUUGACGCGGCAAAACAUAAAAAGUGUUUGGCAGAAAUCUUGAAGUCUGACAAACUCUCAAUGCCAUCGAUUCAGUAUGCCCUUGAACAGUUGUCUGUAGGGAAUAAUGGUCGUCUCAAUAACACCACAGUGGUACCUGCUGAGCCAACUAUCCGCGAGACACCAUCACCAGAACGAUCGUUCGAAGCUGACAAAACUCUUAUAUCCGUCUUCGAGUAUCAUUCCCCAACUACUUCCAAUCAUAACAUAGGAGAAAUUAUGAAAGCCUUGACCGAAGUGCCAGAUUACAAAGAGGAAGAAAAAGAAGAAGUGGUUCCGGAUAAACCUACUACAUCGGAGUAUGGUACCGCAAAUACCGAGAAUCGGCAAGUCAAAAUUCGAGGAUGCCAUACUCUCCUCUCGUUGGCUCUUUCUAUGCCUUCCAAAAUGGGAGAAAAUGUACGACCAUCAUCAAUUGUCUCUUUCUUGCUUCAUAUUGCAAACGAAAAUGGAUUGAACAUAAUUCAAGAUCGUUCAAAACGGUCAUGGAUGUCUGAUUUCAUAGUACUCAACAGAAGUCAAGCUCUUCCCCGUGGUCUGAAGAUGGGAAAUUUGGAUGAGCAAAACGAGUUCUGGAAACGAACCCAAGAUCCGGAUGCAAUUGAAGGAGGAGGAGGAGGUACUGAAGGCAACAGUGUGUUCGGUGAAUUGGCGAAUCGGCCUAAAGCAGUUCCGGCUCGUCGUGGAAGAGGAGUACAGAGAGGCCCAUCACCAGGACUUGGAGCUAUAAACGAGGACGAUGAAAUGGAAGAAUAA